AUGGAGAUGCGGAGACAGCUCAGCCCCGUGGCCGAGAAAAAACAUGCGGGCAUUGUUUCCGUUGUUUCUGCCACAUUGUUUCUGCCCCAAGUCGUUAAGCAGUCAACGAUGCCGCCCAGGUUCAAGGUCAAGGCUCCUAAACUCCCAUCUACCGCAAAACUGAACCGCGAAGCAAAGAAGAAGAAAUGGGCUGGCAUGUCUCCUCUAGGGACACCGUCAAACCCUCAGCCUCAACCUUCGGAGGAGCAAGAAGUCAUGAACAUGUCUACUUACUUCAAAGAAGAUGGUACUUGGGAGCGUAAUGAGCUUGAGCUGUCACCGAGAAAGAAAAAGCGGGUGAAGGUUCUUGAAGAUAUGGUAGAAGAGUGCAGAGAAACUGCUGAUUUUGCAGACGAGUUUGUAGAGGAUAGAUCAAUCAUGAAUGAUGACGGGAAUCCAGAAUGGGAAGGCGAGCCAGACUCAGAAAACUGUCGAAAACGACCGCAGGGUACAAGUGUUCUCAUGGCGCCCUUACUAGAGAGGUUACAAGACAUUCAAGAUGCCUACAUUUCACAGCACUAUGAUCCCCGGUGUUGGCUAGGCGGUGUUUGCUGUGAGAAAUGCAUUGUUUCUCAGCACCGUGGAUCACCUUUCCAUAACAUCGAGAGCUGGAAUGGUCGAUUUUUUGAGUCGUCUAGUCUCGGUGAACUUGGUGCACGUGUAUAUCUCGGACAUGGAGGGGAGCCUUGUCCUGAGGCGAACGCCGACAAGCUUCAAAAAUUAACCUUGGUUCACACCACAGGAAUUCAUGAAAUCUUCGUGAAUUUCUGUUUUUGCGUAGGGCAUUCCUCGAACUUUCAGCAACUGCUCGAUUGCCACCUCUUCCCUGGAACUGUGGACUCACCUCGUUCUGUCUUCAGCUUCGAGGUUCUUAUCGACUUCCACCUUCAUACUCUCACUAGCAAGAAAGCAGCCUAUGAUUAUUACGAUGCUCUUAGAAGGAAAACUGAUCCUGUUCUCCCUCAUUACACGAAGGCAGUCCCGUUACCGACCGUUUUUGCACAAUCUCAUGGCGUCGAUACUCAUGUUCCGCAUCGACGCCCAGGAUGCACUGCACUCCAUUGCCCCGCUUGUCCUGAGCCAGGUUUUAACAUAGAUGUUGAUGAGAUUAGGGAUGUUAAACCUGAAUUCCGACAUACAGUCACUCGUUUUUUUGUGGUUGAUGGUUGCCACAGUGCUCAACGAUUGAAGAAGCGUGAUGACCCUGAUGAUGUGGCUCUGAACAGCGGCUCAGCCUACUUUGUAAAGCGUGAGCCGUUCAGAGCAUAUGCGAGCAAACAGACAGGAGAACCCGAUCCUCUUCAUUGCUCUCGACUACGUGCUGCUCGCAUGCAGAACAUCCUCAAAUUCAAGAAUGCUAUUGUAACGGGAAUAGUGGGCAUGAUCUGCACACGCCACGGCUUUUUUUAUCCAUCUGGUAUGGUCGACAUGGAUAGAGGCGAGGGAUACCACCUGGUGGAUUGGAUUAUUUAUCAGGGUUUCUCGAUGUAUCCAAAUCUCCGGUGGAUUUUCGGAAGUUAUGACCUAUGGUGUAUCUACAUCAAGAACUUCAUCAAGCGGUUGCGGAACAACAGCGAGUUCUUCAACAACGAAGAAACCCUAAAGCUAUUGGAAACAGUAACUGGUGCCAUUCCUCAAGGUCAUAUCGAUGGACACAAUGAUGACUGCAAAGCGAAGUAUCAUUUCGCCUAUACUAGGUUUGUUGCGAUGACCAUCGGGGAACUGGUAGAAACUCCUUGGGCAGUGGAGAAGCUGACUGGUGGAAGCACAAGGCACAUGAACGAUGGUCAUCGUCACGACACACUGGAUGAUUUCCAUGGCUUUUGGAACUGGCAAAAAUACCAAAAACUCGGAUCGGCACUGAAGUCCAAGUGGGCAAAAGCAGUGCAAAUGAUAGCGGAAUUACAGCCCACCUUCGACGAGCUUUCCGGUUCUUUUGAACCAACAGUUAUAGCAGAAUGGGAGCAGCUCUACAUCAAGCCAUUACCAGGUCCUCGUGAUGACGUUGCUGAAGAUCUUUUUGUAAGCCGUGUGGACAAGAAUAUUCCAUCCCUUAAGACCAGAAUAUCAGAACAGAUAACGAAGGAGCGAGUCAACGUGGACAGCCAAAGUCAACAGGCCCUCGAUGGUGUAACAGACUUGAUUCUAACGGGAAUCAACCUGGAUCGUACACGCUGCAAAAUAUUGCGUUUGGCCUCGCUUAGCAAUCCUCCCAAGGAUAAGCUGAAGAAGAUGGAUGCAGCACGCACUCGUUUUCACAAAGACAGUCUAGCAUUCAGCGAAAUGAUGUCUAGUUACUAUCCGGCACUGGUGUCGCUAAUUCAGUGCCAUGCAAAGGAUCUCAACCUACAGCAUCCUGAAAGGAACACUCUACCCCUCCCCAGUUCUUUCAAUGGUCAUGAGCGUAACGCGUGUGGUUUGUCCCAAGCAGCUGCUAUCGAAUGUAGCCUGCGUGAGGGUCUAGCACAUGACUGUCUAGAAGACGUUCGCAUACGUGUUCUCACAUACAACCAUAUAGUUGCUGUGAAAAAGGUUGAGGUUACAGGCCAACCUCUUAUUGCAUUGGGAUUGGAUGAACAUGAUCAAGAGAUACGAGCGUUAAAGGAGACUGAGCUAUGGUGCAGAAAUACGAGCAAGGCCAGACACCUUGGCUCCAGUCAACCAGAUCCCUGGUAUUGGUCAAUUGGGCGUCGAAACAUAAAUGAGGACUCAGAUGAGUCAGAGAAGUGGAAGGUUGAAAUGCACCGGGUUAAAUGGUUCCGUGACCGAGCAAUACUGGAUAGAUGGAAGGAGGAGAAAGAGAUUCUGGAAGCUGAAUAUCCCCGCAUAGUACAAGCACAUGCACAAAUGCAGGAGAUUUGGAACAUGCUUGCUGAUGAGCAUGCUCAGCUUGCAAGGUCUCUGAAGGUGGGAGUGGGCAACACCUCUCGACAAUGUAUGGUGCUGCUAGGAUACGAGUCAUAUGCCCAAAAACAGGCUUAUGUACAUGAAAAACUUGGGUUCAAUGUUGAAAGGGAGUGGCAGAUGAAGGAGAAGGUGAAGCCUAGUAGGAGAAAAUGGGAUAAGAGGGUGCAUAGUGAGGAUAAUGAGGAGUCUAAAGAUGAUGGCAAUGAUGAGUGGGAGACGGUGAAUGAUUUUGCCUAUCUUGAUGAGGAAGUAUUAGAUGAGGAGGAUUAA
Molecule: messenger RNA, 3216 nt
Organism: Marasmius oreades (fairy-ring Marasmius)
Lineage: Eukaryota; Fungi; Basidiomycota; Agaricomycetes; Agaricales; Marasmiaceae
Exons: 14
Coding region: 1-3216 (1071 amino acids)
Source: RefSeq, a predicted model, not a curated record